This is a messenger RNA of Cinclus cinclus, 2138 nucleotides long. RefSeq names its product solute carrier family 6 member 1 (gene SLC6A1). Gene Ontology annotation, biological process: sodium ion transmembrane transport; neurotransmitter transport. The transcript has 14 exons. Bases 1 to 1797 code for a protein of 598 amino acids. The record is from RefSeq and is a predicted model, not a curated record. NCBI's taxonomy places the organism in Eukaryota, Metazoa, Chordata, Aves, Passeriformes, Cinclidae. Gene Ontology annotation, cellular component: axon; plasma membrane; cell surface. Gene Ontology annotation, molecular function: gamma-aminobutyric acid:sodium:chloride symporter activity.
AUGGCCACCAACGGCACCAAAGUGGCGGACGGACAGAUCUCCACCGAGGUCGACGCCUCCAUCACCAACGACAAGCCCAAAACCUUGGUAGUAAAAGUGCAGAAGAAGAAGACGGAUCUUCCCGACCGAGACACCUGGAAAGGGAAAUUUGACUUUCUUAUGUCCUGUGUAGGUUAUGCCAUUGGCUUAGGGAAUGUGUGGAGAUUUCCCUACCUGUGUGGCAAGAAUGGUGGAGGUGCAUUCCUGAUUCCCUAUUUCCUUACUUUAAUUUUUGCUGGAGUGCCACUGUUCCUUUUGGAGUGUUCCCUUGGUCAGUAUACAUCUAUAGGAGGCCUUGGAGUGUGGAAGCUUGCUCCAAUGUUCAAAGGUGUGGGGCUGGCUGCUGCAGUCCUGUCCUUUUGGCUAAAUAUUUACUACAUUGUGAUUAUUUCGUGGGCCAUAUACUACCUGUAUAAUUCCUUUACCACUACCCUUCCUUGGAAACACUGUGAGAACCCCUGGAACACUGAGCGCUGCUUCUCCAACUACACCUUAGCAAACACCACCAACAUGACGAGUGCCGUGGUGGAGUUCUGGGAACGCAACAUGCACCAAAUGACCGAUGGCUUGGAAAAGCCCGGGCAGAUCCGAUGGCCACUGGCAAUCACCCUGGCAAUUGCCUGGAUUCUGGUGUAUUUCUGUAUCUGGAAGGGGGUAGGCUGGACUGGAAAGGUGGUAUAUUUCUCUGCUACUUAUCCCUAUGUUAUGCUGCUUAUCUUGUUCUUCCGUGGUGUAACACUGCCUGGAGCAAAGGAAGGCAUUUUAUUCUAUAUAACUCCCAACUUCAGUAAGCUUUCAGACUCUGAGGUUUGGCUGGAUGCUGCCACACAGAUUUUCUUCUCCUACGGUUUGGGUCUUGGUUCACUGAUUGCCCUUGGAAGUUACAACCCUUUCCACAAUAAUGUUUACAGGGACUCCAUCAUAGUGUGCUGCAUAAACUCAUGCACGAGCAUGUUUGCUGGCUUUGUCAUCUUCUCCAUUGUGGGAUUCAUGGCCAAUGUCACAAAAAGGCCAAUUGCAGAUGUUGCAGCAUCAGGCCCUGGACUGGCAUUCCUGGCUUACCCAGAGGCAGUGACACAGUUGCCCAUCUCCCCUUUGUGGGCAAUACUCUUCUUCUCCAUGCUGCUCAUGCUCGGCAUUGACAGUCAGUUCUGCACCGUGGAAGGGUUCAUCACUGCCCUGGUGGACGAGUUCCCCAAGCUGCUGCGCAACCGCCGCGAGCUCUUCAUCGCCGUGGUGUGCAUCGUGUCCUACGUCAUAGGGCUGUCCAACAUCACUCAGGGUGGAAUCUAUGUGUUUAAGCUUUUUGACUACUACUCUGCCAGUGGAAUGAGUCUCCUGUUCCUUGUAUUCUUUGAGUGCAUCUCGAUAUCCUGGUGCUAUGGUGUUAAUAGAUUUUAUGACAACAUCCAAGAGAUGGUGGGAUACAGACCCUGCAUCUGGUGGAAGCUCUGCUGGUCCUUUUUCACUCCUAUCAUUGUGGCAGGAGUGUUCAUCUUCAGUGCUGUGCAGAUGACCCCACUGACCAUGGGGAGCUACGUGUUCCCAAAAUGGGGCCAGGGGGUUGGCUGGUUCAUGGCCCUGUCCUCUAUGGUGCUGAUACCUGGCUACAUGGCAUACAUGUUCCUAACCCUGAAAGGCUCCCUAAAACAGCGCAUCCAAGUGAUGAUUCAGCCCAGUGAAGACAUCACCCACCCUGAGAACGGGCCAGACCAGGCCCAACAGAGCAACUCUGCCAACAAAGAAGCCUACAUCUAAACUCUUCUCUUGUCCAAGAACCGCUCCUCCUCCAGAAAAACAAAAAAUAUGGUUGAAUAUGACCACAAAUUCACGUCUGAGAAUAUAAUUACCUACCUCUAGUGGCAAAAAAAACAACAAAAAAACACAUUAAAAAAAAGAAAAAAAAAAGAAAAAAAAGCAACAAGGUCAUCUCCACUCCGAGGGAAUCGCCAUGGGUUCGAUCCAGCCGUUGCGAGCUCAGAUGUUUGACAGUGUUUUUGUGUUCUCCAGCAAUCCACAGACUGUUAAUGUUUUUAUCCUUUCACAAUGAUAGUUGCAUACCUUGGAAUUUGUAAGUUGAUGUGCCAGGACCUUUUUAA